AUGGAAGCGCUAUACAACUCGUCCGUUUUGGACGUGAACACAACGGAAAGCGACUACACCCCCUACAAAGAAAGAAUAGAGACGUACAUAGUGCCAGUCAUAUUUGCUAUAAUUUUCAUCGUAGGCGUUCUAGGAAACGGCACGCUAGUCAUAGUAUAUGUGCGACACAGAGGAAUGAGAAAUGCACCCAACACGUACAUCUUCUCUCUCGCCCUCGCUGAUCUCCUGGUCAUCCUGAUCUGCGUGCCCUUCGUGUCCAUCAUCUACACGGUGGAGUCGUGGCCGUGGGGCGGCGUGAUCUGCCGGCUGUCGGAGACGGGCAAGGACAUCAGUAUAGGGGUCUCCGUGUUCACGCUGACAGCGCUGUCUGCAGAGCGGUACUGCGCAAUUGUCAACCCAUUUAGGAAGCUGCAGCUCCGCAAGCUACCGCUCGUCUGCGCGGCCAUCAUCUGGGGUAUGGCGCUGGUGUUCGCGGCCCCAGCAGCACUCUUCGCCAACACUAUCACCAUGCCUAUCGACAACAACAUGACCAUCGUCUUCUGUUCCCCAUACCCUGAUGGAUGGGAUAAUUUCGCUAAGUGGAUGACGCUCACGAAGGCUGUGGCCUACUACGCGCUCCCUCUGGUGGUUAUAGCCAUCUUCUACACCCUGAUGGCUCAUCGUCUGCUGGCCAGCACCAAGGAGAUGCCUGGGGCGCUACAGGGAGGCCAGGGUGAGGCCCAGGCCAGAGCGAGGAAGUCCGUGGCCUGCAUGGUGCUGAUCUUUGUUAUAGUAUUCUUCAUCUGUUUCCUGCCGUACCACACCCUGGAGCUGUGGUGGUACUUCUACCCCACGGCGCAGGUGGACUACAACGACUGGAUCCACGCUUUCCGAAUCAUGGGAUUCUGUCUCAGUUUUCUCAACUCCUGCGUCAACCCCGUCGCUCUGUACUGUGUCAGCGGCGUCUUCCGACAGCACUUCAACCGCUACCUGUGCUGUCGCCGCGCUGCUCUUCAUCCCUCAUCGUCUCGUUUGUCACGCACCGCCAUAUGCGAGACCAGCUUCAGGAGCACACAGAGACACCGGUGCAAUAGGAACCCCACCGAAAGUGUGGUCAUCUCAAACUACGACUACGGCAAUUCCAAGAAGAAGAACAACGUUAUCUCAAGAAACAGCACCGAGGGGGUCACCAUACUCACUCUACGGGAGUCCAACAUUUUUCUGACGGAUUUGAACGACAAAUGCAUCAACAGAUAGGCUAAGUUUGGAUUCUAAAAGACGUUAUGUAAAUAUAUGUAUAAAAUAUGUAUGUAUAAGUGGAAAUUUGCUUCGCUGUUAAAGGAUGAUGCCAUAUUUUAACGAGUGGUUUCGUCCCAAAAAUCCUUGUUCGAGCGGUAAUUUUUUCUUUUAUUUUCUCAGAAGAAAAAAUCCUAUACUUACCUUUAAAAAUACUCUGUAAAUUAUUGUUCCAUUAUAGAUAAUGAGU
This is a messenger RNA of Aricia agestis (brown argus), 1465 nucleotides long. RefSeq names its product neuropeptide CCHamide-2 receptor-like (gene NGR-A14). Gene Ontology annotation, biological process: G protein-coupled receptor signaling pathway. Lineage: Eukaryota; Metazoa; Arthropoda; Insecta; Lepidoptera; Lycaenidae. The record is from RefSeq and is a predicted model, not a curated record. Gene Ontology annotation, molecular function: G protein-coupled receptor activity. The coding region runs from base 1 to 1236 and encodes 411 amino acids. The transcript is spliced from 7 exons. Gene Ontology annotation, cellular component: membrane.